Molecule: messenger RNA, 1749 nt
Organism: Triplophysa rosa
Lineage: Eukaryota; Metazoa; Chordata; Actinopteri; Cypriniformes; Nemacheilidae
Product: ras-related protein Ral-B
Exons: 5
Coding region: 178-801 (207 amino acids)
Biological process (GO): Ras protein signal transduction
Cellular component (GO): plasma membrane
Molecular function (GO): GTP binding; GTPase activity; GDP binding
Source: RefSeq, a predicted model, not a curated record
GUGGGGUUUAUGGCAAAACCGACAGUGCCUGAGGAACUCCAGUGUGUUACACGGAACAGGCGUUUAAUGCGUUCCGCAAGAUAGCAUCAAGAGACUGUGGAGGACAAAGUUGCCGAGUGGUGGUUCCAGUUUGUGUGUGCGGGCAUCUUGUGGCGUACCUGAGGAAGUCGUUUAAAUAUGGCAGCCAAUAAGAGUAAGAAUCAGAGCUCGCUGGCCCUGCACAAGGUCAUAAUGGUGGGCAGUGGAGGUGUAGGAAAGUCUGCACUCACACUUCAGUUUAUGUAUGAUGAGUUUGUUGAAGAUUAUGAGCCCACAAAGGCUGACAGCUACAGGAAGAAAGUGGUGUUGGAUGGAGAGGAGGUGCAGAUUGACAUUUUGGACACGGCGGGGCAGGAAGACUACGCAGCUAUCCGAGACAAUUAUUUCCGUAGCGGCGAGGGUUUCCUGUUGGUGUUCUCCAUAACAGAGCACGAGUCUUUCACGGCCACUGUGGAAUUCAGGGAACAGAUUCUGCGGGUUAAAGCGGAGGAAGAUAAGAUUCCACUGCUUUUGGUUGGAAAUAAGUCGGACCUUGAGGAUCGGAGACAGGUUUCGGUGGAUGAGGCCAGAGGAAAAGCUGAGGAGUGGGGCGUGCAGUAUGUAGAGACUUCGGCUAAGACACGAGCCAAUGUGGACAAGGUGUUUUUUGAUCUAAUGAGGGAGGUUCGGUCUAAAAAAAUGUCAGAAAAUAAGGACAAAAAUGGGAAGGGAAAGAACAAGAAGAACAAGAAGAGUUUCAAAGAGCGAUGCUGUUUACUUUGAAUUGCACUUGGACUUUUCCACGCCAAAACGACUUUCAACUCUUAAGUCAGAGCCUUUUCUUUAUUGUUUUGUACUGGUCGAGGGAACGCCAUUAUCGCAAUCCUAGUUCUUCAUUCACUCAUUCAUUUUAACACCUAGAUCGAGAGGUAAUCAUACUUCUUUUGGACGAUGACCACUAUGUAUGGCUACUUGUAAAGAAGACUGGCACUUUAGGACUUUCAUAAAACUGUGGUCACCAUGCUCCCAACACUAACUUUAUUAUUUCAUAAUUUAUCUGUGCUUACAGUGUUGUGUAGAAAAAUCUAUAGUAAACAGUCAUUAUAUGCACACCCAUCAAGUUUUUUUUAUGGAAUUAUUUGAAUUCAGUCUGAGGAAGUGACAUCAUUAUGGCAUAGGCGGCAAGUAACCUUUUUUAGAUCAGUAUGUAUGUUCUGUAACAAUACCGUGACAUUCAAAUGUACAAAUCAUGCUGUUGAAAAGCACACACGCUACUGAGAGAGAGAGAGCUGUAGCACAGACUAACAGAGUCCCCUGCUGGUUUAAAAAAUGCACCAUAGCAGGAUGGGUUUUUAAACGCUUGCAAGUUAACCUCUGACUGCUUUGUCAUCAUGGAUUUAUGUAAUAUUGAAAUAUUUUUGUAGAAUGUUACGUUUCCAUCACUGUCUUAUGAAAAGAAUGUAUUCAAUGUCCAAAAUGUGCCAACAAAGCAUCAUCAUAAGAAAACUGAUGACUUUAUAGCAUUCCCCAUCUGAAAUUUGGAAAGUAAGGCAUGUUUUUUUUCGUGUUUGUUCAGCACUCUGGACUGAUGAGGAUUUCAGCAGUACUUGAAAAGUGCUCUUUUAUACGAAUGUCACCUGACCUACACUGCAAUUUUUAUUGUAGUUUUCCACUGGCUUUUAGACAAGUUAAUCCAAAAUAUGUUGCCAAAUAAACAUUUUCUCCUUUGUA